Messenger RNA from Gadus macrocephalus (Pacific cod), 1598 nucleotides. Its product is annotated as LIM domain transcription factor LMO4-like. The coding region runs from base 359 to 952 and encodes 197 amino acids. The transcript is spliced from 5 exons. NCBI's taxonomy places the organism in Eukaryota, Metazoa, Chordata, Actinopteri, Gadiformes, Gadidae. The record is from RefSeq and is a predicted model, not a curated record.
UUGCGCAACGGGAUGAAUAGUUGAGCUGUCACACGCAUGAACAAGAGUUGCGGAGGUUGUGCGCUCUUUACAGACAACAAACCCUCGUUUUGUAUGUUAAUAACCGUCUAAUAAUGACUCGCAAAGUAUAGGUACUGUAACGGGAUCUGACGUCGUGGAGACUUUUCUCAACUCUAGUCCGCUCAGCUUUUCCAGCUCAUUUACCGGAGCAGAUCUGAAGAUAUGGAAUUUAUAACAAAACGAACAAAGCUAUGGUUAUAUAACUAAACGGACCAGAGCCUCUCAGUUUGUUUGUUUGUUUGUUAGGUUUUUUGGGCUUCUCAACCGCAGGAUUUCUGGAACCUCAAGGAGCUCCAGGAUGGUGAACAGCCAGGCCUCCAGCCUGCCUCCCAGCUCCAGGGUGUGUGCUGGCUGCGGGGGAAAGAUCUCGGAGCGCUUCCUGCUCUUCUCCAUGGAUCGCUACUGGCACACGCGCUGCCUCAAGUGCUCGUGCUGCCAGGCCCAUCUGGGGGACAUCGGUUCCUCCUGCUACUCCAAGGGGGGCAUGAUCCUCUGCCGCAGCGACUACCUCAGAUUGUUUGGUCACAGCGGGGCUUGUGGCGCGUGCGGACAGUCCAUCCCGGCCAAUGAGAUGGUGAUGCGGGCACAGGGGGACGUGUUCCACCUCAAGUGUUUCAGCUGUGCAACGUGUCGGAACCGGCUGGUACCGGGGGACCGCUUCCACUACGUCGAUGGAACCAUCUUCUGUGAACACGACCGGCCCGGUAACACUCUGGUCGCUAACCACGAUCGCCCCGGCAACGCACACCUUGGGAACCUUCACCACGAUCGGCCCGGCAACGGCCUCCUCGGCAACCGCCACCACCACGAUCGCCCCGGCAACGGUCUCAUCGGGACCCACCUGCCCCAGCUUCAGAGCAGCUCGGUGCUGACGGACCAGAAGGUUUGUUGAGUGGCACGGGGAACGGCUUGGACACAAAACCGGAAGCGCUUGUUGUGGUCAUGGACUCUCAUCUUCACUCAACUCCGACCUUACCAACCAGAUGGACCACCCUUCAUUUUUUACGACCCCCUUUUGUGCUUGUAGUAGACGUGAAGGAGGGUGUGUUGCUGUGUGUGGACUACAGUCAGAUACGGAUGUUGGGGAGCAACGCAACAUGGGGGCAGACGGACAAGACAACCCAUGAACAUGAACAGACCAAGAAAAAGACUUAUAACUGAAAAAUAUGGCUAGCCAUAAUAGCCAUUCUUGAUCUCCAACUCUCCUGAUCUACAAUGUUGUAUGACUUAUAUUGUAAAUGGUAACCCCUUUUUCAAACAAAUCUAGACAUAUACACACACAUAAACACGCACACACAUACAUCCAAACACAUACAGUAUAUGUGACAUGAGGAUGUCAAAUAUGAACGAUUGUUUUUUAUGGUAUUUCACACUGUUCUGUAUUCCUGUGUGUGUUUGUGUGAAUGUAAGAGGGAGAGAGAGAGAGAGAGAGAGAGAGAGAGAGAGAGAGAGAGAGAGAGAGAGAGAGAGAGAGAGAGAGAGAGAGAGAGAGAAUCAUGUACAGUGAAAAAUAUCCUAUUAAAAAGAUUUUACUGCAA